Molecule: messenger RNA, 1008 nt
Organism: Psilocybe cubensis
Lineage: Eukaryota; Fungi; Basidiomycota; Agaricomycetes; Agaricales; Agrocybaceae
Exons: 13
Coding region: 1-1008 (335 amino acids)
Source: RefSeq, a predicted model, not a curated record
AUGAAUCUUCUGGAUUCUCUAUGGAGUGGCCUUCAUGUCGUUGAAUCUGUUCGAUAUGGCAGACUGGCCACAGUUACGAUUAUUUUCUUCGAUCAUUUAAUUAUGCUGGAUCAAGAGAUCGAUUAUAUUUGGACGGCUAGGUGGACCGUCAUAAGCAUUUUGUAUAUCUUGAACAGAUAUUACGCCCUUGUGGCGGCAAUGUACGAUAUCUUGCUUGUUUCAAUGCGCAGCUCACAAGAAAGAUUUCGUAGAUUCAGUCUCUAUGUUUUCUUCAACAGCAAUCUUAGCAACUCGAUGUAUGUCGUACUUUCAAGACACCUCGUGAUCACUGACAUAUUUAAUCACAAUCACCCCGAUGUUGCUGACAGAUGCACUGUUUUCCUCAAAUGGGAAGGGUGGACCGGCUUGGUUUUCGCAAUGCUCGGUCAAAGCAUUCUGCAGUUUCGCAUUUAUGCUCUAUAUUCGGGAAAUAGAAGGGUUGUUGUUCCCAUGGUCACUAUCUUUGCAGUCUGUUCGUCAAUCUCCGGAUGGUUGAUGUGGAAAAAUAUCUCUAACUCUUCCGUCGUCUCCCACAACUAUGGGACAGGUCCCUUCUGCAGAGCAAUUCAAGGAGGUGGAUCCACACUAUAUGCCUUUUGGAUACCUGUUAUCGUCUUCGAGACUCUGUUGUGCCUGCUCGCUUUAUCUGCAGGCAUCAACUCAUUUAUCCAGGAUGGCUACACCUUUAGGCAUAGUGGCAGACUACUACAAAUACUGCUACGAGACUCAAUGACCUAUUUUGUAGUCAUCACUGGAACGGCAUUUGCAUGCUUGCUGGGAGCCAUCAUAAACGGCGGAGUGUAUCUGGAGUCCCCCGUAGGAUUUUCUGUGGCUAUGAUUUGCACCUUAGGAAAUCGGCUCAUACUCAACAUCCGGGACGCAACGCGGCAGCGCGACAUUACCCUCCGAUUUGAAGACGAUAGUCUACCGACUUCAGUCAGGUAUAACAGCAAACUGGUACCGAUGUGA